Armigeres subalbatus is the source of this 561-nucleotide messenger RNA. RefSeq lists its product as uncharacterized. The record is from RefSeq and is a predicted model, not a curated record. Lineage: Eukaryota; Metazoa; Arthropoda; Insecta; Diptera; Culicidae. The transcript has 2 exons. Bases 1 to 561 code for a protein of 186 amino acids. Gene Ontology annotation, molecular function: nucleic acid binding.
AUGAAGCAACUAAAUCAAAAAGGUCUGUUACCAAAGAAGUUCUCACUCAAAAACGGUCACCCUAUCAUCGAUGAGAAAGGCAUCCUCCGUCUUGGUGGACGGCAUCACCAUUCGAACGAAAGCUACCAGACCAAACACCCAAUAGUUCUCCCGAACAAGUACCCGUUCACUCGCCUCGUUGCCGCUCAUUUUCACUUCUUCUGUUUUCAUGCUGGUCGUCGCAUGACUUUGGCGACUCUCCUUCAUUUUUGCGGGCCUGUAUACUUGAAACCAGUUCACCGCAAAGCACCCCUACAGAAAAUAUUCAUCGCGGUCUACAUCUGUUUUGCCACCAAGGCAGUUCACCUAGAACUGGUGUGCGAUCUAUCGAACGAUGCCUUCAUCGCCUCCCUUCGACGAUUCAUCGCUCGACGUGGAAUUCCGGAAGAGAUCCAGUCCGACAACGGCACAAACUUCCAGUGCGCGAAGACGAAGCUCAAUGAAAUGUACCGCAUCUUUAACAGCAAACACGGCCAACAAGCAGUUCUCAACGAAUGUAGCAGCAAAGUUAUCACCUGGUGA